Messenger RNA from Mesorhabditis belari, 3414 nucleotides. The record is from the annotation of a GenBank genome assembly. NCBI's taxonomy places the organism in Eukaryota, Metazoa, Nematoda, Chromadorea, Rhabditida, Rhabditidae.
AUGGCUUCCGUAAGCUUGAGCAGGCGUCGACAGCGUCCCACCGGGAGUAAUCUAAAGUUGCGCCGGCUCACGCAAGCCUAUUUGGCACCACUGCGCAAUGUUUCCCCGUCGCAGGCGAGUGUCGUCUCGAAAAUGGAUCAAAUCUAUGAACUGGUGGAAUACCUGGUUCUCGACGAGCAAAGUGUGACGAGUGGCCUCUUUCCUCGAUAUUCGAAAGACAAAGAUGUUGGCUAUGUGAAAGACAGCAUUUAUGCGGCACUCGCUUGCUGGGCUUGUUCCAUCGCAUACAAAAGAUUGGAUGAUGACCGUGGAAGAGAAACAGAAUUGCGGCAAACUGCCGUAAAAACAAUGAGAGGAAUUCUCUUCUCGUGGAUGCAACAAGCAGAAAUGUUGAACAAGUUUAAAUCGAACAACUCUGUCACUUUUGCUUUACACUCAAGAUUCGAUCUCCAGACUGGAAUGACCCUCACCACACCAAAUGAUAAGCAUUACGGUCAUCUCCAAAUGGAUCUCGUCGCCCUGUUCAUCUUAGCUAUGGUGCAAAUGAUUGUCGCCGGGGAAAAGGUAAUCUAUACGCAACACGAAGUGCAAUUCGUGCAAAAUCUCGUCUUUUACAUUGAGAGAACCUAUCGUACUCCGGAUUUCGGUAUUUGGGAGAGAGGGACGAGGUACAAUAGAGGAACACCUGAGCUCCAUGCGAGCAGUGUAGGCAUGGUCAAGGCAGCCCUCGAGGCAGUGAACGGUUUCAACGUGUUUGGUUCAUGCGGUACUUCGUCAUCGGUGAUCUACGUCGAUAUCGAUGGUCACAAUCGAAAUCGGACAACAUUUGAGACAAUUAUUCCAAGAGAGUCUGCUUCAAAGACCACCGAUGCCUCUUUAUUGCUGACAGUCGGUUGGCCAGCUUUCGCCACUCACGACUCAAAGCUCUUCAAUCAAUCCGUCGAAAAAGUCGUGAAACAUCUUGAAGGGAAAUUCGGUUUCAAGAGAUUCCUUCGCGAUGGAUAUCGAACGGAGAUCGAGGACGCUUCUCGGGUUUACUAUCACGAGCACGAGACUUCUCACUUUCACAACGUCGAAUCGCAGUUUCCGAUGUUCGUGGCAGUGAUGUACAUUACAGCUGUAAUCCGCGGAGAAUCGACAAUCGCGGAAAGAUAUUGGGAAAAACUGCAAACACUUCUAAUGGACGAUGAAGAUGUACCUGGUGGAAAACUUCUACCCGAAUGCUAUGUGGUUGAUGAAUUGAGCUAUCGUCAAGAGAAAGCCACUCCCAACUCCACCGAACUUUAUCCGCAAAAUCCGCAAGAAUUCGGGCAUCAUGUGUGGAGUAAUUCGAUCUACGUGAUUGCUUUGUUGUUGCACGAGAGUCUCCUCCAUCCGGGCGAUAUCGAUCCACUCAAUCGUCACCUCCCAGCCAGUCAUCGUCCAAAAAUCUUCAACAAGCACAGCGCUUUUCAAGGUUCAAUGGAAGGCGAUCCGGUUGUGCAAAUCGCAUUGAUCGCUGAGUCGGCUCGUCUCCAAAUGACCCUUUCCACUUACGGAAUCUCCACUCAAACUCCACAUGAAGUAGAACCCGUACAGAUUUGGCCAAGUUGGAGGCUUGUCAAAGUUUUCGAAUGUUUGGGUAAAGAUGAAAAGCUGAAAAUCGACGGUCGACCACCGAGGCCUUUCGGUCCGCUUUCCACUUCAAAAGUGUAUCGUGUUUUCGGCGACACCGUCCUAUGCUAUCCACUUCUGUUCGAAGUCGCCGAUUUCUACGUGGCCUCGGAUCCAGCCGUGCUCAUCGAUGAUAUAAAACGUGAGAUCGAGUUUAUCGCUCGCCGUUGGAAGCUCUCCGGUCGGCCAACGAUGUGCAUUUUGUUGAGAGAAGAAAACGUAUUGGGUCCAUAUUUUGAUCAUAUGAUGGAUCUGCUUGUGCAGUUGAAGAACGGCUUUGUCAAUGGAAUACGCGUGAGAUUAGGAAGAGUUCAUCAACUGUUAAACUCAUCUUGCAUUGAGCAUGUCGAUUUCGCAAACUCGGACGAUGUCGAGUUCGACAUUGGACGAUUAGAGGAAGCUGAAGGACCGGGCGAUGGAAUCCGUUCUCGGCAAAGCCUCAAAGAAGCCACCGAUGAUGAAACGACGAAAGAAUCCGAUUUCCAUGCAAUGUCUGAUAACGAUUUGUACGAAUUGCUGACAAGAGAUGAAACGGAGAGACUUCGGGGAACGGCUUUCGCGAUCGCCGUUCUUUGGAAGAGACACGGGCCAGAGUUUCAAGUUGGACACGUCACCCUCCACGAUCGACUCGAGCGUCUCUAUCGAGUCGCCUGUCAAUUGAGGAUGUGGUGGCUCGUUCGAUAUUGUGCUGGUCGACUGCAAAAAACCGUAAACAGUUUGGCGCCUUCGAUCACAAAUCUGCUCGUACGUGGAAAGCAGGUAACAGUGGGCGUCCGAUCGAUGCGCGAAGUGACCGUCUCAACCCCGAUGGCUCCAUCCGAUCUUUUUUCACUUCUUUUCUCUUGUUGUCCAUCCGAUGAACCACAAAUGGCUUGCAUUCAACAAGAGCUCAUCAUUGCAUGCGCUGAUUUGAUCGGGCAAACACCGGAUUCCUUUUCGGGAGUGUUGACGGUGCGGCUUGCCUGGUUGGCGGACGCUAUUCAGAUGUUACUCUCCUACGUGCGUACCUCGGAGCUAGUCGGAAACUCAGGGAAACAAGAGACUUUCUACAGUCCGCCAACACCAACAACAACUGGGAUUCCAAAUGAAAUCCGCAAGAACAGCAUCUAUGACCUGUCGCCAACUGUGGUCAAAGAUGUGCUGAGUGCGCUAUUGGCGAGAAAAGUUUGGCAUCUAUUAACUCCUUUGCAAACUCGUCGUUUAAAUGGAGCGUUGAAUCGGAUGCCUGAGGGUUUCUAUGAUCGAGUUUGGGGCAUUCUCGAGAGAGCUGAUCACGGGAUUUCGAUUGCACAUCAGCUUUUGCCACAGCAACCAACUCUCUCCGAUAUGACCAAAUACGAGUUGACAUUCGCAUAUCGAAUCGAGCAAAUGAUGAGCCAAAUCGCGCAUCCAGAGUACCGGCAGAUUUUGGUGGAGCUACUUUGCAUUGUUGCAACAAUGCUUGAGAGAAACCCGGAAAUCCAUUUCGGUGAGCUGCUCGAUUGUGAUGAGAUGAUCAAGAAAGCGUUUCUCAUCUACGCCUCUUCGACGAACAUCAAGAAUACAGAAGAUCUAACUCCAUUCUAUCAACUCGACAACAUCGCGAUGAACACGAGUACAGCCACGUUUUUAACAAAGGCCGUUGUCGAGCAUGUGCUUCAAGGCCGUCACCUCUCUCGUCCAAUCGAUAUCUUUCAAUCACCACGAAGACAUGAGAGUUCUGCAUCCACUAAGGAAACAUUAGAAAGUCCGAUAAAUGAAGCAGAAAGAUGUAAAGUUCAG